Diachasma alloeum is the source of this 2899-nucleotide messenger RNA. Its product is annotated as xaa-Pro aminopeptidase 3. Gene Ontology annotation, molecular function: metalloaminopeptidase activity; manganese ion binding. NCBI's taxonomy places the organism in Eukaryota, Metazoa, Arthropoda, Insecta, Hymenoptera, Braconidae. The record is from RefSeq and is a predicted model, not a curated record. The transcript is spliced from 4 exons. Gene Ontology annotation, cellular component: mitochondrion. The coding region runs from base 98 to 1615 and encodes 505 amino acids.
UGUGCCUGCCGUCAGCUGUGCAGCUCCGCUUGUUUUUAAUAUGUGAACAUAAUAUAAGAUAAAUAUCAGCAAUUGAGUGGCCCAUAAUUUAUAAAAAAUGCAGUGUUUAGUCAAGCGAAGUCUCUCCAGCCAAUUAAAAAAAAUCUGCGAGAAAUACGCCAAUUUCUCCUCCAGCAUAUCUCAAAAUCCAAAGGCAGAAUGCAGCCCCCCAAAGCCAAGAGUCUACGGUCAACCGACUCCCCAGACUCAUCCGCACCUGCUGAAAUCCGACGAACUAGUUCCCCGAAUAAAGCUCCACGAGUUCAAAGAACGUAGAACGAAACUAGUAGAGAAACUAAUAACCGAGGGGUGCGUUGGUAAAACAUCCUCAAAACACAUACUCAUAAUCCCCUCAUCGAGUAAAGUCUACAUGUCCGACAAAAUUCCGUAUGUUUUUCGGCAAAACACAGACUUUAUGUAUUUUUCCGGCUGCCAAGAGCCGGAUUCUACCCUAGUUAUAACAGUGGACGGUGACAGCCACACGGCAACGAUUUUUAUGCAGAAUAAGGACGAAAAAAUGGAGCUGUGGGACGGCCCGAGAACGGGAGCCGAGGCUGCAUCUGAAUUCUUCGGAGUCGAUCGAUCGUAUCCAGUGUCAGACCUGGAAUUAUUCGUUGUGUCGUUCCUCAAGGAACACCAGAACAACUGCAAUCUUUGGUAUGAGAAUAAGGAGAUUAUUCAGAUGGAGGUGCACAAGAAAUUGGCUCAGGUGAUCAAGACCACUGGCUUCAACGCCAAGAAUAUAUUCUCACCGAAGACGCUGCUUCACAAAAUUCGACUGAUCAAGUCGGACAGCGAAGUGGAGCUGAUGAGGGAGAGCUGUCGGAUCGGCUCCGAGGCCAUUGCCAGGACCAUUCAGACUUCGAAACCUGGAAUGACUGAACAUCAGAUAUUUGCUACUGUUGAUUACGAGUGCAGGAUGAGGGGGGCUGAGUAUCUGGCUUAUCUACCUGUUGUUGCGGGGGGAAAUAAUGCCAAUGUCAUUCAUUAUGUCGCUAAUAAUCAGGUUGUCGAGGAUGGGAGCAUGGUUCUUAUGGAUGCUGGCUGUGAAUACCACGGAUAUUCGUCAGACAUCACGAGAACGUGGCCCAUAAAUGGAGCAUUCACCGAUCCUCAGCGAGUUCUCUACGAGAUCGUUCUGGAAGUUCAGAAAACAUUGAUCAAUCAAUUGGCUGAGUUUCCAACACUGGACAUGCUUUUUCAUGAAAUGUGCAGGUUACUGGGAAAGAAGCUGCAGCAGGGGGGCCUCAUCCCUAAAACCAUGAGUGAUAAUCAAUUGAUUUCUGCUGCAUAUCUGUAUUGUCCACAUCAUGUCAGUCACUACUUGGGAAUGGACGUGCAUGACACUGGGAGAAUUUCUAGGGGUGUUAGGACAGAACCUGGGAUGAUAGUGACUGUCGAACCAGGUGUUUACGUGAACUCAAAAAAUAAGCUGGCACCACCAGAAUUCUGUGGUCUUGGAAUACGAAUAGAAGACGAUGUCUUAAUAACUGCUAGUGGUCCUGUAGUGCUGACAGAGCCCUGUCCGAAAGAAAUAUCAGACAUUGAAUCUCUCAUGAAGUUGAAUAAAUCAUGAUUACUGUAAAAAAUAUAAAAUUGACAUAUCUGUAGAUAAUUUUUUAUUCAUAAAAAAAUAAUAACGGCGACAAUUAUCUAGUGGAAUGCAAUUCCAUUGUUAAACACGAACAGUUACUCGAAUAGUUGCUUCGUAGGAAAUAUUCGAAUGUUGUAGAUUUGUAUCCAAUAGAGUAUCACCAGGAGUAGAAGCAGUAGGGCGUAGACAAUUAGUGCGACAAUCAACAUCUGUCACGAUUGUUUGGAUCAGCAAUGGGAGAAACAUUAGUUUCGGAGUUUGAUGUCAGCUUGUUUCAAAGUUAUGAAGUUGGUGAGUUGCUUGACACGGAGACGAGACCAGACGAGGUGGUCGUGGAGGGCGUGAAUUUGGGCGGCUGCGAGGGCUGCACUCUCGGGGUAGAGUACUGUAGUACAACCGAGACCUAAAAAAUUGAUUAUAGUGAAUAUAGCUGAGGUGCAAGGGGUUAUUCAAGGAAAUUUUUCUUGCAAAAAAAAUAAAAAAUUACCUAGUACUUUCUGUAAGAAAUUCUACUGAAUUUUUAUUGGGACUCUACAGGAAUUCCAUUGGGAGAUUCUAUCAGAUUUUUGCUCUAAUUUUAUUGAAAAUUAUUCAACCUCCGCCUGCAUUUCUCAAUGUUAGCCUUUUAAUAUUAGUUUUUGUACAUAUUAGUAUUUUCAAUAGACAUCUGCGCAAAAAAAACAAAUGGAUUUUUUCCAUUAAAUUUCAAGAGAAUUUGUAGAGUGCGGAUUCUUUUUUUCAUUUUCUUCUAACUACAUAAAAAGCUAGUUUCAUUUCACUGGGAUUCAUAAAGUUCAACUAAAUGCAACACAAAAUGUUGUUUAGCGUCGCAAAUUCCCAUUUUCUACAAUUUUAUCUUUGCGAUUGUAUUUUUGAUCCAACUGAAUAAUCAAUCAAUUGGGUAAAAAAAUAUUCCACUGCAAAGUGAAGGUUAAAAAAACACUUGUCAAUGUCAAAAAUUGAUAAUUCAUGUUGAUUAAAUCCCCACCUCGUCGAACUGACCUCGAUCAAUCCCAGUCAAGUAGAACAUCUCCUACUUUGACAUUGUGAAAGCCCAAUAACAUAAUUUUCGAAAUGAAUAACCGACUGAAACACGUACCUGAUGGCACAUUCAACGAAGACCAAACAUCCUGUGCGACGUUAUCAGGCUUGACGGGUGGACAAUUGAUGACCGGCAGAGCUGUGUUACCAGAAAGUACUGGACCCAGACCAUUGGAUCGACCGGCGACAGCCACCAGCACCACCUAAGUGACACGAUAAAGUUGC